UUUUUGACCCAUUGUUCCCGCCUUGCCGUGAUGACGUCAGCACUGACGCGUUCAUUGAGCGUCGAGUCUUCAGAGCUGAGCUCGUCCUCCUACAGUGCAGCUGUAAAUACUGAAAUAUCCCCAUCAGUUUACAAGUGAAGACGAGCAUCAGACCAUCAGGAAGAAGAGAAAUCUGCAAAGACAGAGUUUAUUGAAGGACAGUGAGAAGAUGAGUGAUCCAGAACCCUGCAGAAUUAAACAGGAAGAGACUGAAGAACUAAUAGAUGUGAAGGAGGAGAGUGAAGAACUGAGUGAAGAUGAGGAGAAAUAUCAUGUCAAAAGUGAAGAAGAAACUCAAUCAGAGCCUGAACAUUUAUUUUCUCUACAAACAAACACAAACAACAAUCACAACCUGAUGGUGACGAAAGAGGAAAGCGAAGAACUGAGUGUAGACAAGGUCCAUCAUAGUGUUCAUACAGAAGUGAAGCCAAAUUCAUGUACUUUGUGUGGAAAGAGUUAUAAACAGCCGUCACAUUUACAACAACACCAGAAGAUUCACACUGGAGAGAGACCGUACACAUGUGAUCAAUGUGGGAAGCGUUUCAGACGAUCAUCAACCCUUAAUCAACACAUGAAGAUCCACACUGGAGAGAGACCACACUAUUGUGAUCAAUGCGGCAGAACAUUUUUGAGGACUUCAGAACUGAGGAGACAUCUUACAGUUCAUACAAACGAGAAGCCUUACUCAUGCUCUGAGUGUGGAAAGAGUUUUAGUCGUCUGUCAAAUCUAAAAGUACAUCAGAAGAUCCACGCUGGGGUUAAAGAGCAUGUGUGCAUUGAGUGUGGGAAGAGUUUUAUUAAUGCACAAGUACUGCAAAUACACCAGAGGAUCCACACCGGAGAGAAACCGUACAAGUGUUCACACUGCGACAAGAGAUUCAGUCUGUUACACUCUCUGAAAUCACACGAGAGGAUUCACACUGGAGAGAAACCUUACACAUGUACUGGGUGUGGAAAGAGUUUCAAAAAUUCAUCACAACUUCGUCAACACAUGAUGAUCCACACGCGAGUGAAAACGCACAAAUGUGAUCAAUGCGGCAAAGCGUUUUUGAGGCCUUCACAUCUGAAGAACCAUCUUACAGUUCAUACAAAAGAGAAAUCAAGUUCUUUAGCUCCUUCAGAAAUGUUCUCAGCUCCUCUACAAGGAUUUCCAAAUGAUUUUUCCUGUUUUCAUUCAUGAGAUAACUCAGGCAAAAAACAGUCAGUUUCUGUGUACAUCCCUUCACCAGUAAGUCCCCGGCAUACUUUAAACAAAACUGAAGAACAAACUGAAAAAUCCAUCUGAUACUGAGUUAAUUUUCAGUUUACUGUAGAAGUUCGAAUCAGAUGAGGGAGUUAAUUUAGGCUACUUAACCCCUUUGAGCUGCCAUUGGUCUGUGGUGAUUCUGCUGUCAGUGUGUCUGUUCUGGUGCUCCGGCUUCUUUGACGUGCCGUUUCUUCCCUCAAAUUAAUUUCCUAUUCCACGAGGGGUCAGAGAGGACAACAUCCAAAACAGCAAAUACACUGGAGGGUGUUUGUUGUGUUUUAUUUUUAUGGCACAUUUAAAAAAAACACAUGUUGACCAAAGUUCUUUUACAAAUCAAACAACACAAAUGUACACUUGCUUAUAUGAGCAAAAUAAGAUUCAUCACAAUCAAAAACCAGAGACAAAAGAUGAUUUUAAAAUGAGAUUUAAAAGCACCAAGGGAAGAGCGUGAUCUGAUGUAGAAAGGUAAACCAUUCCACAGACGAGGGGCUGCAACAGAUAAAGCCUCAUCUCCUUUUGAUUAAAUUGAGACUUGGAAACCACCAACUGAAACUGUUGUGCUGACCGAAGAAGCUUAGAUGAAAUAUACCGAUGAAGAAGCUCACCGUAAACUUCACACUUGGUUCAAUUGCCUGGACCAUACCCAGUUCGAUUGGGUUUUGGACAUAGAGAAAGCGGCUAACGUCUAUCUGCCGCAAAAAUAUUAUAUUCGGUCAGAACAUCAAGCGAUGUCUGCAGAAGCUGCUUUCGGAGGAGACAAGCGGACUCUAUCACUGUGUUUACCCUGUCCUGUUUGUUACCAAGGUACAGUAUAUGAUACAUUCACACACACACACACACACACACACGAAUAAAUAUUAUGUAAACGAUAGUUUGUUGUACUGUUGGCGGUUUACAUCCAUUAUUUGGUACUAUUGGUUUCAUACCCGAAUUGAACCGGACCAGAGUUUGUGUGAACCAUACCUUUAGGUGGACUCAGGUACGGUUUAUGGGUGCGCACAAGAGUUCAGAAGACACUUUCACACUAGCUAAACGUACCGUACUCUGAUGUCAAAUGAACUCAGGUGCGGACCAAAAGUGCUACUGAAACAGCAACAACUCGUACUGAAUACUGCCGUAAUCUAGCAGAUUUAUUAGUUUAUUAAGGUGCUUGCAUAGCUGUAGAUCAAUUUUGUUCUGAAACCGGGAUUAAAGUUGUUGAUCUUU
Molecule: messenger RNA, 2491 nt
Organism: Danio rerio (zebrafish)
Lineage: Eukaryota; Metazoa; Chordata; Actinopteri; Cypriniformes; Danionidae
Source: RefSeq, a predicted model, not a curated record